Molecule: messenger RNA, 565 nt
Organism: Melanotaenia boesemani (Boeseman's rainbowfish)
Lineage: Eukaryota; Metazoa; Chordata; Actinopteri; Atheriniformes; Melanotaeniidae
Product: cytochrome c oxidase subunit 5B, mitochondrial
Exons: 4
Coding region: 67-441 (124 amino acids)
Biological process (GO): mitochondrial electron transport, cytochrome c to oxygen
Cellular component (GO): mitochondrial envelope
Source: RefSeq, a predicted model, not a curated record
GUUCAUGUCAGUCCAAGAAACCGCGUCCGAUUCAGGUCAUUUUGGGUACUUGAUAGUGACAGCAUAAUGGCGGGACGUCUGCUUCUCCGAGCUUGUUCAACACUGAGAAGAAAUGUGGUGACCAAACCGCUGCACCGUACUAUGUCCUCAGUGGGAGGAAUACCAACAGAUGACGAGCAGGCCACUGGACUGGAGCGACGCACCCUGCAGGCCCUUAAACAGGGAAAGGAUCCCUACAGCAUCCUGAAGCCCAAGGCCUAUGCUGGUACCAAGGAAGACCCUCAUAUUGUGCCAGGCAUUGGAAGCAAGAGGCUGGUGGGCUGUGUUUGUGAGGAAGACAACACUGCUAUUGUGUGGUUCUGGGUUCAUGAGGGGGAUGCCCAGCGCUGCCCUUCCUGUGGUUCCCAUUAUAAACUGGUUCACCAUGAGUUGCCCCAUUGAAAACAACAGCUCUGUCCAAUGUAACAUCAGACAAAUAUACUGUCUUCAUUCAGGGCUAUGUAAUACAGUGUGUGCCAAUCAUUAAUGUGUAUAAUUUAUCAUUAAAAUAUGAACUUAAAACUGA